This is a messenger RNA of Gambusia affinis (western mosquitofish), 3563 nucleotides long. RefSeq lists its product as uncharacterized. Gene Ontology annotation, molecular function: catalytic activity. The transcript has 3 exons. Bases 852 to 3308 code for a protein of 818 amino acids. NCBI's taxonomy places the organism in Eukaryota, Metazoa, Chordata, Actinopteri, Cyprinodontiformes, Poeciliidae. The record is from RefSeq and is a predicted model, not a curated record.
UUUUCCAAAGAAGUUACUCCAGUAACUGUAACUCGUUACUUCCUCUCUCUGUCUGAAGCAACACGAUGAUGUUGCACAACAACUUUACGGCUGGAGGAGGAGACGGCUGGAAAACCACAGCUGGAGAAGAACGGAAAAUCUGAGUAACUGGACGGAACCACAGAGGAAGAAGAAGAUCCAGAUUAAUCCAGAUUAAUCCAGAUUCAACAGGAGAAACAGAAAAAGGUCCAGAAAGAAAAAGUUGUGUUUGGAUGCUGAGUGGCUGAAACAGAGCAGAGGAGUUCUUCUGUCUGACCCGACUCUCUGGUGGUUCUGCUGGGAAAAGCUUCAGCAGACCCGGUGGAUCCGGAUCCUUCAAACGGAGAGCUGGUUCUGGUUCUGGUCCAGGCUUGAGAGAGAGACGAGAAAAACAAAAAGUUUCUCUAAACGAAGGAGGAAAAGAGAGAAGAAGACGUUUAUUAAGAAACACGAGGCAGCAGGUCAGACUGGGAUCAUCAUCAGAAACUGAACCAAACUGACCAGCAGCUCUUCAUCUUCAUCAUCACUUCCUCCCAGUCUGACCCAGUAGAACCAGUCUGAGCUGAUCCACAUCAAACCAGUUUGUGGAAACAGAUUGUUGUGAUUUCAGAGUCAGAGACCCAGAGGUCACAGCUUCCUCCAUCCUGAAGGUCAAAGGUCAGAAGCUGAGCCAGAGGAUCAGACUGUAAAUAUUUAAUAUUGAUCAGAUUUUAUAUCAAACUGCAGAUCAAUUUAAUCUGAUAUCAACUUCAGCAGGAGGUUGUUUUAAUAUCUGAGUGUUUCUGUGUCUUUAAGGAGCAACAGAGAGAAGAAGGACAGAGAAGGUUGUCACCAUGGCAACUUCAUCACAGAAAACCAAAACAUCACCUCAGACUCCCUCUCCUCCAUCAAAGGAAGUAAAAAUUAAGUAUGAAGAAUUAUCUCUGGGUCUGUUGAACAUUAACGGUCUGAGAAACAAAACUCAUGAAGUUAAACACAUUAUUGCUCGUGAUAAACUCCAUGUUGUUGCUCUGUGUGAAACUAAACUGAACAUCAACGUUGAAGAGAGCAAGGUUCAUAUACCAGGAUUCAGUAUGUGGAGGAAAGACGGACCCACGAAUCAAAGGGCUGCAGGAGGAAUCGCUCUGUACAUUCAGGAUCAUAUUAAAACCAGAUUAAGACCCGACCUGAUGACGGCUGAAGCUGAUGAGGAGAAUCCUGAAGAUGAGGAGGAUGAUUCUGAAGCUGAUGAGGAUGAUCUUGAAGCUAACAAGAAGAAUCCCAAAGCUGACAUCAUUUGGGUUGAGUUAGAUCUUCCUAAAGCUGGAGAAACAGACCAGGAAAACAGACAGGUUUUACUGGGAUGUUGUUACAUAUCUGUAAAAGCUAAAAAAUUUUAUUUGAAACACAUCAGUGAGACAACAACUCUGUUGUCAGAGAAAGACAAAGAUAAAGACAUUUUCCUGAUGGGUGACUUUAACAUUGACUGGUUGUCAAACUCUGAGGAGAAAGAAGCUGAUGAUUUUAUAUCUGAACAGGGUUGGUCUCAGAUCGUUAAAGUUCCUACCAGGUUGACUCUGGAUACAGCAACAUGCAUUGAUCACAUUUAUACUAAUGUAAAAGGAAGGGGUUCUUUAAAACCAGAAUCCAUUCCUACAGGCUGCAGUGACCAUAACCUCAUUACCGUGAAGAUAGAUGGAAACAUUCCUGAGAGUAAAGGAAAGUUUAGACCAAACCAGUUUGAUAAAGACAAUUUUCAGAAAGAAAUAGAAGGUGUUCAGUGGAAUGAGGUCUGUACACUGACUAGGGAUAAUCAAUCUUUACAGGAAGCUCUGAACAAGUUUACUAAGGAAUUUCUCCAAGUAGCAGAUAAACAUGCGAAGCUAAACACCAAAAAUAUUUAUAUGUUAUUGAAGUUGGUUGGUUUGGAAUAUACAUUAUGUAAACGAGACAGAAAAAAAGAAGAAGUUAUAAAUAUGAUUUUUAAAUUUAUAGAGACCAAAAAACAGGCUCAGAUAGAGAUUAACAAUUAUCUGAAAGGGAAAAAGGAAGAAGGUGAAAAUGAUGCUACAAAAAAUACUAAAAAAACUUCUCGUAAAAGCAAGAAUAAAUCUCAGGGAGCUGCAGCCAAAGAAGGAGAUGAUACAAAGCAAAUCCAUCAAACCAACCCUGAAAAUUCAGAUUUAAAAUCUGGACUUAAAGUCUUUCUGGUAGAACAGAAGAAGAAAAAUGAAAAUCAGGAAUCUAUCUUUAAAAUAACUAAAAUUGAAGCAAUGAAGAAAUGGUUGAAGUAUAUCUGUGAUCAUGUGGUUAUGUUCAUAGAUGAAACUGAAGCUGCAAUGUGGGAACUUGCAGCUGGUUUUAUCUCUGUUCCACUCCGUGAAAUCCUGAAUGAAAUCAUCAAGACUGGGAAGUUUCCUAAUGAUCUUAAAAAAAUCAAAUCAUUCUCAUUUUCAACAAACAAUUAUAAUGAUAUUAGACAGAAAAGUGGUGCUGUCAGAGUUCACAUCAUAUUAAGUUACAUAUUUGAUGUCAUUCUUUAUGAGCAGGCAAAACCGUUCUUUAUUGGGGAUGCACUGAACUCUCAAGAAACAUUUAAAAAAAAACUGGAGCAAAUAAAAACUGAUGAAUGCAAACUGGUUAAAACAAACAGAGUGGUUGAAGCUGUGCUCCUGGAUUUCACUUCUUACUUUGACAAAAUCAGUCAUGAUCUGCUGAUUACCAAACUGAAGGAAUCUGGUUUCUCAGAAUCAGAUCUUAAACUGAUAAAAAGUUUUCUUUCCAUCCAUGAAGGUUCCUCUGGUUUGCCUGGAGGAAGCUGCCUCACUCAGCUCGUCCACAUGAUCAUUAUUAAUGAUCUAAAGAAAACCUUAGAACCAUCUGCUGUUAUCUGUAACAAUUACAUGAUGAUCUAUGGAAAUAAGUCAGAGUUAAAUGAAAAAAUGAAGAAAGUGAGAGAAAGGGCCAAACAGUUCAACAUUUCAUUUGAAGAUAAACGAAAACUAUUCAAACCCUCUGAGCUGUCAGCCAUGUUUAAAAUCCUUGACUCCAUGAUUCGUUGCCAUGGAAACAAAUCAAACUGGUUCAGAGCUCCUGGGAACAUAGUGAAGCAAAAUGGUGACUGGGAAUACGACAAUGUCUCAAAGGAACUAGAGCUACACUUUGGUAAAGAAUAUAUAGUUAAGCCUGAAAUCGUAAAAAAUACAGCGCAGGAAUCCCAAACACAAAAUAAGAAACGUCCUGCAGGCUCUGCUGGUGACGCCGGCGGCUCUGGACGUUCAAGCCUUUCACAAAAAAAACGUGAAGAGUAAAACAAAAAUAUGAAAAGGAUUCAAAUUCUGGAGGUUUUAUCAAUACAGGCAACACUAAAAACAUGAAGGUGAUCAAAGUUCAGAUGAAAAAUACUAAGAGAAGCUAAAGUCAAAUGAAUCUACAGAUCCAGAUAAAACUCCCAGAAAUAUUUAAAAAUUCAAACAGGAUUUUUUUUCCUGCUGACAGAGAAACUGAAUCACAAACAAAUCAAAUGACAGAAAAACUAAACUUUGUAUGAUUUAUUGUUUGCUUCU